Molecule: messenger RNA, 749 nt
Organism: Closterium sp. Naga37s-1
Lineage: Eukaryota; Viridiplantae; Streptophyta; Zygnematophyceae; Desmidiales; Closteriaceae
Source: the annotation of a GenBank genome assembly
GCCCCAUCCCCGCCUUCUGUCAGGGCAAGCAGGCCCUCACCAUCCUCAAUCUCGCCUCCAACGCCCUCUCCGGCCCGCCCACCCCGCUCUCCUCCCCCUCCUGCUCCGCCUCCCUUCAGGCCCUUUACCUCUCCUCCAACCGCCUCUCCGGCCCCAUCCCCAAUACAAUCGGCUCCUUAAGAAGCCUCAUGAACCUCCGCCUCGAUAAUAACGCCCUCACAGGACCGAUCCCAGCCGGUUUCGCGUCGCCUCGCUAUCUCUCCCCUCCCAUCUCGCACGCCUUUCUCUCCCGUCACCCGUCUUCUCUCCCGUCGUCCAUCCCCUCCCAUCGCCUUUCCUCUCCCGUCGCCUUUCCUCUCCCGUCGCCCUUCCUCUCCCGUCGCCUUUCCUCUCCCUUCGCCUUUCCUCUCCCGUUGCCCUUCCUCUCCCGUCGCCUUUCCUCUCCCGUCGCCCUUUCCUCUCCCGUUGCCCUUCCUCUCCCGUCGCUUUCCUCUCCCGCCGCCCUUCCUUCUCUCCCGUCGCCCUUCUCUCCCGUCGCCUUUCUCUCACGUCGCCCUUCCCACUCUCCCGUCGCCCUUCCUACUCUCCCGUCGCCCUUCCUACUCUCCCGUCGCCCUUCCUACUCUCCCGUCGCCUUUCUCUCCCGUCGCCCUUCCUACUCUCCCGUCUCCCUUCAUCUCUCCCGUCGCCCUUCCUCUCUCCCGUCACCUAUUCUCUCUCCCGUCGCCCUUCCUCCUCUUAGAGUAUAG